AAACAGGGAGAUGACGAAGAGGCAGCGAUUGACCAAGGAAGAACGAGCAACGUCGUCAAUAUUCACUAUGAGAAGGAGGAGUUGGAAGGCCACCGGACCCUGUACGUGGGCGUGCGGAUGCCGCUGGUGAGGCAAAGCCACCGGCAUCACCGUCCCCACAGCCAGAAGCAUCGGGAACGGGAACGGGAGAAGGACUCUGCCCCGACGGAGCAGGGCUACCACUGUAAGUCCCGCCACACUCCGUCCCAGCGAGUGCAGUUCAUCCUCGGGACCGAGGAGGACGAGCAGCACGUUCCCCAUGACUUGUUCACCGAGCUGGAUGAGAUCUGCGUGAAAGAGGGUGAAGAUGCCGAGUGGAAGGAAACGGCAAGGUGGCUGAAGUUUGAGGAGGACGUGGAAGACGGCGGCGAGCGCUGGAGCAAGCCCUACGUGGCCACGCUGUCCUUGCACAGCCUCUCUGAGCUGAGGAGUUGCAUCAUCAACGGGACGGUGCUGCUGGACAUUUGUGCCAACAGCAUCGAAGAGAUUGCAGAUAUGAUCCUGGGCCCGCAAGACCAGUCCACGGAGUUUGACGAGCACGUGCGGGCAAAAGUUCGAGAAGUCCUACUGAAGAAGCAUCACCAUCAGAAUGAGAAGAAAAGAAACAACCUUCUUCCCAUCGUCCGCUCGUUUGCUGAUGUGAGCAAGAAGCAGUCAGACCUGCACCUCCUUGACAAGCCAGCCCAAACACUCACCCCGCAUCCUUCUCCUACCACUGCAGAAGCUAAAAAUGGGGUGAACCACGAGAGCAACGCGAUGGACUUAAGCAAGGCGCAGCUGCAUUUCAUGAAGAAAAUUCCCACCGGGGCUGAAGCAUCCAACGUGCUCGUAGGAGAGCUGGAUUUCCUUCGCCAGCCCAUCGUGGCAUUUGUCCGCCUGACCCCGGCUGUCCUCCUCUCGGGCAUGACGGAAGUUCCCAUCCCAACAAGGUUCCUGUUUGUUUUGCUUGGACCAGAAGGCAAAGCCCAUCAGUACCAUGAGAUCGGCAGGUCCAUGGCUACUAUCAUGACGGAUGAGGUUUUCCGUGACGUUGCCUAUAAAGCCGAGAACCGGGCUGACCUCGUGGCCGGCAUCGACGAGUUUCUGGAUCAGGUCACGGUCUUGCCGCCAGGAGAAUGGGAUCCAUCGAUCCGAAUCGAGCCCCCGAAAAACGUCCCUUCGCAGGGAAAAAGGAAGAUGCCAGGAGCUCUCGAUGACAGUGCUUCUCACAGCAAGCCAGAGAAACACAGUGGUCCUGAACUGGAGCGCACGGGAAGGCUCUUUGGAGGUUUGAUCCUGGACGUGAAGCGCAAAGCCCCGUGGUUCUGGAGCGACUUUCGGGAUGGUCUGAGCCUGCAGUGUCUGGCGUCCUUCCUCUUCUGUGCCUGCAUGUCCCCUGUCAUCACCUUCGGGGGACUGCUGGGGGAGGCGACCGACGGCCACAUCAGUGCCAUGGAGUCACUGCUGGGCGCAUCCAUGACCGGCGUGGUGUAUUCCCUCUUUGCUGGCCAACCUCUCACCAUCCUCGGCAGCACUGGACCCAUCCUCGUGUUCGAAAAGAUCCUCUACAAAUUCUGCAAGGAGUACGCGCUCUCCUAUCUCUCUCUGCGGGCCUGCAUCGGGCUGUGGACUGCCUUCUUCUGCAUAGUGCUGGUGGCCACCGACGCCAGCUGUUUGGUGUGCUACAUCACCCGCUUCACCGAAGAAGCCUUCGCCUCCCUCAUCUGCAUCAUCUUCAUCUACGAGGCUCUGGAGAAGCUGAGUCACCUGCGAGAGACCUACCCUGUGCACAUGCACAGCAAGCUCGACUUCCUCACCGUCUACUACUGUAAGUGUGAGGCACCAAGCCAUCCCAGCAAGGCAACCCUGCGUUUCUGGGAGAGCAACGAGAUCGACGUGUCUGGCAUCGCCUGGGAAAACCUCACGGUGACUGAAUGUCGGUAUUUGCAUGGAGAGUUUCACGGACCUGCCUGUGGACGCAAUGGCCCCUACGCGCCUAAUGUCCUCUUCUGGUGCUGCAUCCUCUUCUUCUCCACCUUUGUCCUGUCGAGCUUCUUGAAGAAGUUUAAAAGCAGCCGUUACUUCCCAACCAGAGACCGAUCCUUCCGAGAUUAA
Grus americana (Whooping crane) is the source of this 2133-nucleotide messenger RNA. Its product is annotated as electroneutral sodium bicarbonate exchanger 1-like. The record is from RefSeq and is a predicted model, not a curated record. Bases 118 to 2133 code for a protein of 671 amino acids. Gene Ontology annotation, cellular component: plasma membrane. Gene Ontology annotation, biological process: monoatomic anion transport; regulation of intracellular pH; transmembrane transport. Gene Ontology annotation, molecular function: monoatomic anion transmembrane transporter activity; sodium:bicarbonate symporter activity; solute:inorganic anion antiporter activity. Lineage: Eukaryota; Metazoa; Chordata; Aves; Gruiformes; Gruidae. The transcript has 16 exons.